AUGAUAAAUUAAUAACAUAUUAAAUUCGAAGAUGAAAGAGAACACAAACUAUAUGAGAUUUGGCCAGGCAAGAAUAGAUUCUAUCUGGGUGGCAGAAUCAUGAUUGGACCUAGCUCUGAUAAUGGCCCUAACCUUUUCACCUGGUGUGGAUUAAUACUCCUCCCUUUAUUCUUUAGUAUUUCGAAUGGGUAACAAAUUUGGGAAGCCAACAGACUGCUCUUUAUUUGCACUUUGCUUUUAGGAUUCCUAACCUUAUUCUUUCUCUUUCUGACUUAAUUUACAGAUCCUGGAAUCAUCCCCAGAAAGAACAUAUUUGAAAUCAUGAACACAGAAUGGGAAACUGAAGGCUCUUGGCCUAUGUGCGAGACUUGUUUAAUCAAAAAACCCCCAGGCUCAUCCCAUUGCAAACAAUGCGAUAAUUGCAUUUUGAUGUUUGAUCAUCAUUGUCCCUUUGUGAAUAACUGCAUAGGAAAACGAAACUACAAGUAAUGGCACAGUAUUUAUAUUAGAUAUUUUGCCUUGUUUUUGGCCAGUCUCCUCAUGUAGGGUCUUUCGAUCCUGGUUAGUUUAAAUAAAAUCGAUCCUCAGGAAAGCAAUGGAUUAACAGAUUUUUUAUUGAUUAUAGUUUGCUUCAUAAGUGCCAUCAUAGGAGUCUUUUGCUUUUUCCAUUUGAUUGUGAUUUUGAGUGGGUCGACAACUAGAUAAAUUAUUAAACACCUUGAACCAACCAAUAGUUUCGAUUGGAUUGGUAGAUCUAACUCUUUGUUUAAUCCAAGCAUGAUUAUUGGCACAUAACAACAGGCAAUUGAUUUUUGA
Paramecium tetraurelia is the source of this 816-nucleotide messenger RNA. RefSeq lists its product as uncharacterized. NCBI's taxonomy places the organism in Eukaryota, Ciliophora, Oligohymenophorea, Peniculida, Parameciidae. Gene Ontology annotation, cellular component: Golgi apparatus; endoplasmic reticulum. The record is from RefSeq and is a predicted model, not a curated record. Gene Ontology annotation, biological process: peptidyl-L-cysteine S-palmitoylation; protein targeting to membrane. Gene Ontology annotation, molecular function: protein-cysteine S-palmitoyltransferase activity. The transcript has a single exon.